This is a messenger RNA of Botrytis sinoallii, 894 nucleotides long. RefSeq lists its product as uncharacterized. The record is from RefSeq and is a predicted model, not a curated record. NCBI's taxonomy places the organism in Eukaryota, Fungi, Ascomycota, Leotiomycetes, Helotiales, Sclerotiniaceae. The transcript has a single exon. Bases 1 to 894 code for a protein of 297 amino acids.
AUGUCAUUAAUACGACCUCUCUUUCUCGGCUUGGCGUCUGCCGCAGCCCUCAUCUUACCAUCUGCAGCGCAAAACAGCAGCACCGUUGUCUCUAUCCCUACCGAGUACACCUACCUACUUCCAGCGCCGUUUGAGGGUAACCCAGCCUUCAGCUUCCUCAACAGUACCACCACCUCAGACGAAGAGGUCAACACUCUCCUUCAGUCUGCUAAGACUGCACCGUUUGUGUCCUAUGACAACGAGUUCCUUGCCCUGCUCGGCCCGAAUCCAUCUGCAAACCUCGUCGAGGAGCGAGCCUUGAACUUCGCUGGUGAAACCGGCGUUUGGCUCAAAGAGCGCAAUGAAGUCUGGUACACCACUUGGAUUAACGACGGAGCAACUCAUGUCGAGAUUCUCGAUCUGGCCAAUGGCACCACCCGCAACCUGACCACCUCCAUCCCACUUGAGAACCCCAACGGUGGUUGUUAUCACCAAGGUCUCGUCUACUUCACCUCUCUCCGUGAUGACACCCGCAACUUCAGUGGUGGUGUUUACUCCGUCGAUCCUAGCACGGGUGAGGCCAAGGUAAUUUUGAAUUCGUACAUGGGCCUAAAGUUCGACGCCAUCGAAGAUGUCGCUUGGGUCACGCAACCAGGGACCAACCGCUCAUUCAUGUACAUCACUGUUUUGCCUUCCGCUGUCGGCACUUUGACCAACGGUCUUGCCCAAGGUCUCUGGAGAUUCGACCCAAUCUCCAAGAUUCUUGCGCCCGUUAUCAGCCGAACCGAUUUUCCCGUCGCAAACGAUGUCCGUCCUUCUGUGGACCAGAAGUCCAUCUACAUCACCGAUUUCGGUGGAACCCCCCAUGUUCCUGUGUGGGGCCUUCCAGCCCAAGUUGGAAUUCCCGGCGUUUAG